Molecule: messenger RNA, 900 nt
Organism: Thyridium curvatum
Lineage: Eukaryota; Fungi; Ascomycota; Sordariomycetes; Thyridiales; Thyridiaceae
Exons: 2
Coding region: 1-900 (299 amino acids)
Source: RefSeq, a predicted model, not a curated record
AUGUGCGGUCCAGGCGUUGGCCGUGUGUCUUAUGACGACCCCCGGACCUGGGAAACCAAUGGUGUUAGCUACGAAGUCGGUGCAACAACUUUCACCAAAACCUCACGACUUCCCUUCCUCUGGACUCGGCCUGAUGGCUCAACCAUGACCUGGUUUAGGUCUUGGAACCAUGAGCGUAUUACCAAUGAAGCGAGAGCGUUGAUGCUCAUCGCUACCAAGACGACAAUUCCAGUGCCUAAACUCCUCGAGCACGGGGUUCAUCCAGACGGCCGGCAAUACCUAGUCACCGAAUUCAUCGAAGGCAUUACCUUAAACCAACUUUCGAAGCAAGCAUGCUCAUUUUCAGGAGAACAUCACUGCGCCAGCCCACCAUGCAAAACCUGCCUUGAAAAGGUUUCUUCCAAUGCACUUAGGUUCAUUGAAGAAAGUGUUUUGCCCCAGCUCGCUCAACUGAAAUCUCACCAGCGCGGUCUCGAGGGGUUUGUCAUGCCUCCUCAGUGGCUAGCUGCUGACAUUCGGCCUGGAUGGAAAGGCCACCGUUGGCAAACUCUUCCUCUCCACGAGGCCGAGUAUGUUUUCCAACACGGUGACCUUGCAUCUCACAACAUCAUGAUCGACCCGCAAACCCUCAAGGUCAAAACCCUGAUCGAUUGGGAAUAUGCUGGCUACUUCUUGCCUGGAACGGAGAGAUGGUCUGGAACGCUGGCCGAAGAUGCCUAUGCUCAGCGCUCCUCUCAACUUUCCAGUGCCAUAGCCGAGUUCAUUCCCCUAGACUAUCUUGAAUGUUAUGCUGGAUUGGACGAUCAAGACAGAGCGGCCUGGGAUGAGCAGAUUGCUGAUGGACAACUUCCUGAUCCAUCAUCGAUUGAGGCUGAUCGAUCGAGGAAGAUAGGACCAUAG